AUGCAGCCCAACUGGAUGGAAGACCCGAGCGAGCAGCCGAACAAGGCGGCCAAGCCCACGAAAAACGUCCCUGUCGAGGACAAGGGCUACCCCACCGGCGACAUCGACGAGAUCUGGGAGCCUCGCCCGGGAAAGAAGGAUUCGCUCUGGCGAACCGUCCUCGGCGUCGAUCCUCCCAACGCACACACCAAGAUGGUCAACAGCGACUCAUUCGGCCACCUGCCUCUCGCCGGCGGCGAGGAGGAAGCCAACGACUUCUUGCGCGAUAAGUGGGAGGCGCACAGGCGAACCAGCCUCGACGCCGCCAACCGCGAGAAGGAGGUUCGCUCCGUCGUCGCCGCCGCCGGCCUCUCAGGAGUCAAACCCGGCGGUAUCUACUCCGUCGCCAGCGGCGGUAAAUCCGGCUCCGGCGGCAGGGUCGACCCGUGGCGCUCCGUGUUCGAUCCCAACAGUAACCCGGCGAUGAAAAAUACCGGCGCGUCCAAGUUCGACAAACCCGCCGACGGAGCCAAGCCCAUGUCCGUGAUGGACUACAAGAUCGCCGCGGACGCCAGCGGUAAGAGUCGCAACUGGUCCGAGGGGAUCUUCUGA
Messenger RNA from Micromonas commoda, 591 nucleotides. RefSeq lists its product as hypothetical. Bases 1 to 591 code for a protein of 196 amino acids. The transcript has 2 exons. The record is from RefSeq and is a predicted model, not a curated record. NCBI's taxonomy places the organism in Eukaryota, Viridiplantae, Chlorophyta, Mamiellophyceae, Mamiellales, Mamiellaceae.